CGUCGUCAUCAUCUGUACGCACGGCGGCGACAGGACUUCUUGAAUCGGCAGGGACGGGUCUCCCUCCGCUAUUCCGCGUCAAUGCGAAGGAAAAACACAGAGAGAAAGUCAAACACAUCAGCGGGUUCCACAUCUACGCAACUCUCGCUGAAAACUCCGAUGGAUUAACGUGAUUUUUCUGCGAGAGUAGAGAAUGGGCUGUGUCCAAUGUAAGGAUAAAGAAGCAGCAAAACUCACUGAUGACAGGGAGACGAGCCUCUCGCACAACUCGGGAUACCGCUAUGGGUCCGACCCCACACCGCAGCACUACCCCAGCUUCGGUGUCACCACCAUCCCCAACUACAACAACUUCCACAGCGGCGCCACACAGGGGGUGACCGUCUUCGGAGGAGUCCACACAUCCUCGCAGUCUGGGACGCUUCGGUCACGAGGAGGAACAGGAGUGACUCUCUUUGUGGCUCUAUAUGACUACGAAGCCAGGACUGAGGAUGACCUCAGCUUCAGAAAGGGAGAACGCUUCCAGAUCCUCAACAGCACUGAGGGCGACUGGUGGGAGGCUCGUUCUCUCACUACAGGUGGAACCGGUUACAUUCCCAGCAAUUACGUAGCUCCAGUGGACUCGAUCCAAGCUGAGGACUGGUAUUUUGGUAAAUUGGGUCGAAAGGAUGCAGAGAGGCAGCUGCUCUCCAACGGCAACGCCAGAGGCACUUUCCUCAUCCGUGAGAGUGAAACAACCAAAGGGGCCUACUCCCUCUCCAUCCAGGACUGGGAUGACAUCAAGGGCGACCACGUCAAACACUAUAAGAUUCGUAAGCUGGACAGCGGAGGCUACUACAUCACCACCAGAGCCCAGUUUGAAACGCUGCAGCAGCUCGUACAGCACUACUCUGCUCGGGCUGCGGGGCUUUGCUGCCGCCUGAUUGUGCCGUGCCACAAAGGCAUGCCUCGUUUGACUGACCUGUCCGUCAAAACCAAAGACGUGUGGGAGAUCCCGCGAGAGUCUCUGCAGCUCAUCAAGCGUCUGGGAAACGGCCAGUUUGGAGAAGUCUGGAUGGGCACGUGGAACGGCACCACCAAGGUGGCAGUGAAGACUCUGAAGCCGGGCACCAUGUCGCCCGAGUCCUUCCUGGAGGAGGCUCAGAUCAUGAAGAAGCUCCGACAUGACAAACUGGUGCAGCUCUACGCCGUGGUGUCUGAGGAACCCAUCUAUAUCGUUACCGAGUACAUGAGCAAAGGGAGUUUGCUGGAUUUCCUCAAAGACGGGGAAGGACGAGGUCUCAAGCUGCCGAAUCUGGUGGACAUGGCAGCUCAGGUGGCUGCAGGCAUGGCGUACAUUGAGAGGAUGAACUACAUCCACAGAGACCUGCGCUCCGCGAACAUCUUGGUUGGAGACGGUCUGGUGUGUAAGAUCGCCGACUUUGGUUUGGCCAGGCUCAUCGAGGACAACGAAUACACUGCAAGACAAGGUGCCAAGUUUCCCAUAAAGUGGACCGCUCCUGAGGCCGCUCUGUACGGGAAGUUCACCAUCAAGUCGGACGUGUGGUCGUUCGGUAUCCUGCUCACAGAGCUGGUGACCAAGGGCAGAGUGCCCUAUCCAGGCAUGAACAACCGCGAGGUACUGGAACAGGUGGAGCGAGGUUACCGGAUGCCAUGCCCGCAGGACUGCCCCACGUCCCUGCACGAGCUCAUGGUGCAGUGUUGGAAGAAGGACCCCGAGGAGAGGCCAACCUUUGAGUACCUGCAGGCCUUUUUGGAGGACUACUUCACUGCCACUGAGCCCCAGUACCAGCCAGGGGAUAAUCUCUGAGCUCCAGUACCCUCAUCUCAUGUCAUUUCACUGGCUUUCCACCAGAGGGAGCCAGACCACAUCUUUCCUCUCUCUCGCUCUCUCUCUCUUUCUCUUAUCCUGUGACUCUAAUGGUCUCAAAAGCUCAUCGACUGACUUCUUGACUCCCACUUACCAUACACACACACACACACACACACACACACAGGGAUGGACGGCUGCUGAGUCAGCAAACAGACUCUCAAACCGGUGGAUGUGUUUGAGGUGAGAGGAGGAGACUGAAACGUCGUAAAUGACUGCCAUGGAUGAAGUUGUGUAACUUGUAUGUAUUGUAAAUAUGAAAUGCUUGUUUACUUAUCUCUUGUUUGUUUCAUUUUAUAUUACUUUUGAUAUUUUCGGGAGUAUGUGGAUUAAGGUUGUUUUUUUUUUUGUUCUUGUUGUUUUUUUUUAACCCGAGGUUAAAGUUAUUACAGAUUAACGGCUCGUAGAGAAAACGUGUGAGGCUCACAGUUGGUAACAAAUCAUGACUAAACACUAAUUGUAGGAAUGCUCAUAGUUAGACAUGGUGGACGGGGAUAUCGCAGACAUUUGUCCGCGAGUCCGCUGGCCCUUUUUUACGAGGUGAAUAUGAAGAAUCUCCUCUUCUCAAGGAAUUUAGAUGUACUAUAACACCUGUUCUUGCCUUUUCAUGUUUAGUAAUAUCUCUUAUAAUGUAAGGGAAUGCCUUCAUGCUUUCUACACACUAACUUAGAGCUUCAUGGACUCUGUUACCCAAACUUGUAUUGCAUCUGCACUGAUAUUAAGUGCAAUCAUCACAUCAGAGCUUCAGUCUACUCUUUUUUUUUCUUUUUUUUUAAUUGGCUUAAAGUAACCUUUCAUUUAGCGUACUCUAUGGGAGGUAAUUUCCUCCCCAGUUGCACCCAUUGUUUGGCUUAUUAUACUGAUGGAGUCUUUUUAAAUGUGUGAUUUAUUAUUGUGUGGCAGCAGGCUGUGGAAGAAUCCUCUCCCUUCAGCGGUCCAACAAACUGCCACUUACAAACGGAGAAAGAAGGACGCGCACCUGUGUUUGUCUCUCCAUAAUAACAUGUUGUUUAUGAGACCAAAAAUGUUUAUUUUCCUCUUUAAUGUCUGAAUGAUUUCAUAACUGUGUGUCUUCAAGUUCUCUUCCUGCCUGAAAAGGACCAUUCCAGAACUAAACGCCAUCCAUGUGUGUGUAUUUCUGUUGCUUCUCGUGAGUGGAAAAGUGAACAAAAUCGAGGUUUUGUGCCACGCAUUUACCCCCAAUUCGGUAGAACACAAAAUGACCUUUGGCCUUUGCAUUAUUUAUUGUCUCUGUCUCUUCUUGUACACUUCUGCUUUUCAAAUAAACAAUCUUGCCAUCAUCCGCCUGUGAUAUAGCAACAAUCGA
Messenger RNA from Solea senegalensis (Senegalese sole), 3194 nucleotides. RefSeq names its product tyrosine-protein kinase fyna. The record is from RefSeq and is a predicted model, not a curated record. Gene Ontology annotation, molecular function: signaling receptor binding; ATP binding; non-membrane spanning protein tyrosine kinase activity. Gene Ontology annotation, cellular component: extrinsic component of cytoplasmic side of plasma membrane. Gene Ontology annotation, biological process: innate immune response; T cell receptor signaling pathway; cell surface receptor protein tyrosine kinase signaling pathway. The transcript is spliced from 12 exons. NCBI's taxonomy places the organism in Eukaryota, Metazoa, Chordata, Actinopteri, Pleuronectiformes, Soleidae. The coding region runs from base 194 to 1807 and encodes 537 amino acids.